AUGGCUGCAAAUGAAAAUAGAAAUUUAGACUCACACAACAUCACAAAAUCAAAAAAAGAGACUUCCGCUCUGGGAACCUGUACUAGUGAGGGUAAAGAACAAGAAACCCCUAAGAAUAUUUCCAAAUAUUCGCAGAAGCAUAGCGAAGAUAAACAAAGAAGAACUCCUCUGCAAGAUAAAACAAAUCAGGAGAAUGCGCAGCAGACAGAAAAAAGAAAGAAGGGCAACAAAUCAACUAUUCCAAAUAGUAUAACAGAUUCUGUGGAUUACCAAAGUGAAAAUGCUGAUGCUAAUUCUACAGUGCAGACUACAGAUGCUCUUUUUACAGAAGUUACUCCGAAAGAAUCUUCUAUUUUAGCAUACACGGGCACUGAAAUAGAGCCAGAUGCACAUACAACAGAGUCUAUUUCGGGUUAUACUGGCGCUUCUGUGGAAGAAGAAAGAAAGUGUAUAUAUAAAUGGAUCAAAGAGCUCUUAUUUCGCUGUAUGAAUUAUACUAUGGCUGUCUCCCAAAGAGCGAUAGUUUUAGUGAGAAGUUAUAACGCAAGGCCUCUCUACAUCUCAUUUCUCCUUAUUUUCUCUAUGUACUGUGUUCGGGCGUUGACAAUGGACUCUUUUCGGAGAAUAUCUGGAGAGUGCUAUGAUGGAAUAUGUUAUAGCAGUAUACCCAUAUAUAUACAAACUUUAGACUUUUUUCUUAGCCUUGUAACGUGCAUAUAUAUAGGAGGCAUACUACUGCAGGCGGGAGCCAGAGAAAUCUCUAACUAUCUCAUUCUAAUCACACAUCUUGUGUUUAUAUUAGGAAGUGUGUGGGCACUUCAUCUUGACAAAUACAUUUUGAAACGGAUAGAUAUAGUUCUAGGCUCUACUUAUGAUGUAGCUGGAAUCUUGAUUAUAAACUCGGUGUUUGGAUACGUGUCUCGCCGGCGCAUGCUUAUAUACCAAAGCAUUGUUGGUUUUUCUGUAAAUUAUGCCAUUUUUAUUUAUAUAAGCUACUAUUUUUGGGCAAUUAUUAAAAACACAUCAAAAUUUACUCUGCAUAGCCUAGCAAAACAUGUAAACAGCCCAAAUUCAAUGGCGGCAAAAAAAGAGAAAGAAGCACACAUGCGCGCUCUUUCAAAUAGUUAUUAUAAAAGAACCGCUAUGCAAGUAAUUAAAAAAUACAUCUUUCUUAUUUCUAUAUAUAAGAUUGCAAUUUGUAUCUCAACUGCUCUGUUUUUUAUGUGCUACAAAGUGAUCUUAAAAAUAAAAACAAGAAAUCCUGUGAUGGAAAGCAUUCAGGAGAGAACAUAUAAUUCUCGCAGAGUCAAAACUAUGGGAAUACUUUUAAGUAUUGAAUUUAUACGAACUUCUGUGUGGUGCAUUCUUUUAAAUAUUUUACUGCUAACCAUAAAGAAAGCAUUAGAAACUGUGUAG
This is a messenger RNA of Nematocida parisii ERTm1, 1416 nucleotides long. RefSeq lists its product as uncharacterized. The coding region runs from base 1 to 1416 and encodes 471 amino acids. The record is from RefSeq and is a predicted model, not a curated record. The transcript has a single exon. Lineage: Eukaryota; Fungi; Microsporidia.